AUGUUGUACAGCAUAUAUGAAGAUUCAGAAAUCGAUAAUAUGAUCAGAGACGAGACUAGCGGAUUAUUAAAUAAUUUGAAGCAGUUCAAAUUUAUAUGCUCUGUUGUGAUCUGGUACAAAAUUUUGAGUCAUAAUAACCCCAUUAGCAAACUUUUGCAAACUGUAAAUUUUGAUAUGUCACAAGCUAUUGAUAUGCUUAGCAACUGCAAACUCUUCUUUGAAAACCAGAGAUCAGAUGAAACUUUUGAAAGCAUCAUUUUAGAAGCAACCGAGCUUGCUUCAGAGAUUCACGUGGAAGCUUAUUUCGAAACCACCACACCACGUCAUCGUGUCAGAAGCAAAACAAGAAAGUUUUUGUAUGAGGGCUCGGAUGAACCCGUUCAAGAACUCAAACAGAAAUAUAAAAUAGAUUUUUUUUCACACUAUAGAUCAAGCAAUAAAUGCCUUGGAAACCAGAUAUAA
This is a messenger RNA of Parasteatoda tepidariorum (common house spider), 462 nucleotides long. RefSeq lists its product as uncharacterized. The record is from RefSeq and is a predicted model, not a curated record. Lineage: Eukaryota; Metazoa; Arthropoda; Arachnida; Araneae; Theridiidae.